Molecule: messenger RNA, 1121 nt
Organism: Cuscuta campestris
Lineage: Eukaryota; Viridiplantae; Streptophyta; Magnoliopsida; Solanales; Convolvulaceae
Source: the annotation of a GenBank genome assembly
AUGCAAAUUGAAGAUUUGCUGGUUCAGAAAGAUUUGGACGUGGUUUUGGGUGACAAGCCAGAAAAGAUGUCAGAUGCAGAUUGGGCAGGUUUGGAUCGAAAAGCAAUGUCCGUGAUCCGUCUCUCGUUGACCAAGAAUGUUGCCUUCAACAUUCUGAAGGAGAAGACAGCAAAGGGAAUUAUGGACGCGCUGUCUAACAUGUACGAGAAGCCAUCUGCAGCGAAUAAAGUUUUUCUGAUUAGAGAGCUGGUGAACACAAGGAUGAAAGAAAGCACUUCAGUUACCGAGCAUAUCAACAAGUUAAAUUCGAUCUUAAACAGACUUGCGUCAGUUGGCAUUAAGUUCGAUGAUGAAGUUCAAGCUUUGCUACUACUAUCGUCUUUGCCUGAUAGUUGGUCCGGAACGAUUACAGCGGUUACCGGUUCAGUGGGACCUGAUGGAUUCACCUUUGAUCAGAUUCGAGAUCUCGUUCUUGGCGAGGAUGUCAGAAGAAAGAGUCUAGGGGAGUCAUCUGGUGAAUUGCUUCAUGUUGGUAGAGGCAGAAGAAAUAGCAGAGGUAGUGGGAGCGGGAACAGACGAAGGAGUCAGUCGAAGACUCGCGACAGCUCAGGUGUAACGUGCUGGAAGUGCAAGGAGGUAGGGCAUUUUAGGAAUCAAUACCCGAAUGACAAGAAAGUGAACAUUGCUGAAGGUUCUGCGAGUGACGAGGAAGUCACUCUGACUUGCUGUGAGGAAAGCAAUGUGGAUUCCUGGGUCAUGGAUUUUGGUGCUUCAUUUCAUGCCACCCACAGCGGUGAAGCAUUGCAGAAUCUGGUUAUUGAAGAUUUUGGAAAGAUACGACUAGCAGACGACAGAGCUCUUGAGUUGGACGAACAGGGACACGAGGUGAAGUUCAGAGAUGGGCAGUGGAAGGUCGUGAAGGGAAAUCUUGUCAUGGCCCGCGGAAGGAAGAGUGGUUCGUUGUAUAUGGUCGACUUACCAUCUGAGGGAGUGACCGUCCCAGUUCAGAAGAGAAACAAAGUACGGUUCACAUAGUCUCGUGGGCAGAAUAAGGUUGUCUAUGCAAGAGAGAAACCUAGAGCCACAGGUCAGACUCAUGAUGUACGAGCGAUGAAAGGUUC